AUGCCGUUUGCACAGCUUGUGCUAGGCAGCCCGGGAGCUGGCAAAAGCACAUAUUGCAAUGGCAUGCAACAGUUCAUGUCGGCGAUAGGGCGAAAAUGUUCAGUGGUCAACCUAGAUCCCGCAAAUGAGAAUAUGGGCUACGACUGCGCGAUAGACGUACGGGAUCUUGUAAAGCUGGAGGAGGUUAUGGAGGAGCACGACCUAGGACCAAACGGUGGCGUGCUUUAUGCGCUCGAAGAACUGGAGCAUAAUAUAGAAUGGUUGGAGAAAGGAUUGAGUGAGCUAGGCGAGGACUAUGUACUUUUUGAUUGUCCUGGGCAGGUUGAGCUCUAUACGCACCAUUCGUCAUUACGAAAUAUCUUCUUCAGGUUACAGAAGCUUGGUUAUAGACUUGUAGCACUACACCUUUCCGACUCAUACUGCCUCACCCUCCCUUCGCUCUACAUCUCCCAUUUGAUUCUUUCUCUGCGAGCUAUGCUGCAGAUGGACCUUCCACACCUCAAUGUCCUGACAAAGAUAGACAAACUCGCAUCAUACCCGCCCCUGCCAUUUAACAUCGACUUCUAUACCGAGGUUCAAGACCUAUCAUAUCUCCUACCAAUCCUUGAAGCAGAAUCCUCAGUCGGUCCGAAAUUCCAAGGGCUCAACAAAGCCAUAAUUGAAGUCGUUGAUAGUUUUGGUUUGGUGGGAUUCGAGACCCUGGCGGUAGAAGAUAAGAGGAGUAUGAUGCAUUUGCUCCAAGUCAUCGACCGAGCUGGUGGUUACGCAUUUGGGGGUGCGGAGGGGGCCAAUGACACCGUCUGGCAAGUCGCAAUGAGGGAAGGUACGACAACCAUGGAUGUCAAGGAUGUUCAGGAACGGUGGCUUGAUGCGAAGGACGAGUAUGACGAGAAAGAGCGGAGGGAGUGGGAGGAACAAGCUAAGGUUCGUGAUGAAGCUGAGCGGGCGAAAGAGGCUGAGCUUGCUCGGGAUGAGGAUGGUGAUCUCGAGCAAAUGUCUUUGCCGCCUGGAGGAAGUGGCAUGAAAGUAGUUAGAAGGAACCAAUGA
This is a messenger RNA of Venustampulla echinocandica, 1047 nucleotides long. Its product is annotated as p-loop containing nucleoside triphosphate hydrolase. The transcript is spliced from 3 exons. Bases 1 to 1047 code for a protein of 348 amino acids. Gene Ontology annotation, molecular function: GTPase activity. The record is from RefSeq and is a predicted model, not a curated record. NCBI's taxonomy places the organism in Eukaryota, Fungi, Ascomycota, Leotiomycetes, Helotiales, Pleuroascaceae. Gene Ontology annotation, cellular component: cytoplasm.